GUGUCCAAACACAGAGAAAAACUCCUGCUGAAGCGACUGAUCUCCACAGUUAUAAAGAUGGCGUUUAUUAAAGAGGAGAGUGAAGAUGUGAAGAUUGAAGAAACAUUCAGGGUCAAACAGGAAGAUCUGCAGGAACAAACAGACCUGAUGGUGCUGAAAGAAGAGACUCAUCAAUGGAACGAAGUGAAAGAGAAACCCCAAGAAAUAACGACUGAUGAAAAACUCACACAGACUAAAAAGACUUCAUCACACAGAAGACCAUGGAAAUCUAAAUCUAGGUGUAAAACCUACAUGAGAAUUCCCACUGGAAAGUUCACAUGCCAAGAGUGUGGAAAAAGCUUCUGUCAUGCAGGACACUUCGCAGCGCACAUGAGAGUUCACACUGGGGAGAGGCCGUACAUGUGCCAACAGUGUGGAAAAAGCUUCUAUCAUGCAGGAAACUUGGCAGCGCACAUGAGAAUUCACACUGGGGAGAAGCCUUACUCUUGCCCUCAGUGUGGAAAGAGUUUUAAUCUAAAUGGCACCCUUGAAGUCCACAUGAGAACACACACUGGAGAGAGAAGUUUUACUUGCACACAGUGUGGGAAAAGUUUUUCUCAAAAACAAAACCUUCACACCCACAUGAGGAUUCACACUGGAGAAAAACCUUACACAUGCACAGAGUGUGGUAAAAGUUUCCCAUAUAAAAGCUCACUCAAACACCACAUGAUAAGUCACGCCAGAGAGAAGCCGUUUGCAUGUGCUCAGUGUGGAAAGAGCUUCACAUCCAAAUCUAGCCUUAUGAACCACAUGAAUGGACACACUGGAACUAUAGUGUUCACAUGUGAUCAGUGUGGAAAGAGUCUCACACAUAAAGACUCCAUUAAGAGCCACAUAAUGACUCACUCAGGAGAGGAUCGUUUUAGAUGCAGUGAGUGUGGAAAGGGCUUUAAACAUAAAAGAAGCCUCAGCACUCACAUGAAGCUUCACAAUGGAGAUCAGAGUCCUCAAAAAUGAGGUCUUGUCCACACAAACUGGGGUAUGUUUAAAACAGCAGCUUGUUCAUUUAGUUUGGCUGUUCAUUUACGAGAAGUUUAAUUAUAAACUACUUUCGAGAGGAUCACAUGCUUAUGAUGGUCCUGCAUUAGCUAACACAUGAUUCACCAAUCAGAUGAAUCCUUACUCACUGUAAAUUCCCAGAGUUUUUACCUCAGUUACCUUCGUCUUGAAGAAGCACCUUUCGCAAUUACAGCCUCGAGUCUUUUUGAAUCCAAUGCCACAAGCUUGGCACACCUGUCUUUGAAAAUUUCGCCCAUUCCUCUUUGCAGUACCUGUCAAGCUCUAUCAGGUUGGAUGGGAAUUGACGGUGUACAGCCAUUUUCAGAUCUCUCCAGAGAUGUGCAAUAGGAUUUAGAUCCGGGCUCUGGCAGGGCCACUCAAGGACAUUCACUGAGUUGUCGUGAAGCCACUCCAUUAGCCGCAUUUCCACUGUCAGGCCAGUGCAAGCCAGGGCUUUUAUUGGGCCGAGCCGGGCCAAUCGCCCAGAAGGUAGAGCAGUGAGGCCGAAAUCAUGUUGAGUUUCCACUGUCAGGCAAGUAGCUUGCAGCGCUUCAUGCAAGUCCCACCCCCAGAAAACAAGCAAACGACACGAUACUGUACAGCAGUACAUUAUAUGUCUAUACUGUGUGUUAUUAUUCAUCAUAUUCAUUUACUCACCGACCGACUGUUGGCAUUGAAAAAUCGAGUGGUCUCGCCAGCGCAUGGAGCGCACCAUACAUAAUAUAACACCACAGAAAUUCUCUGUUAAUAACUCGGUAGAAAAUGUAGUUUAUAAAAUCCUUAUUUAGAUAUACGCUGUCAAACAUUCAGCCCAAAUGCUCCAGAGAGCCCUGAAACAUUCAGUUUUCCCUAUAGGCUAUAUGACACUUAAUAGGUGAUUCCCCUUUAUUUUAGGAUGUUGCAUAUUAUUCUGUGAUCUUAAGUAAAGGAACGUGUUAAGUAUUUCAGCACAUAAGAGCAAGUAAUAAAAUAUAGCCUAUAGUUUGUUGCGCUCAGCAGCUUUUCACUAA
Molecule: messenger RNA, 2048 nt
Organism: Danio aesculapii
Lineage: Eukaryota; Metazoa; Chordata; Actinopteri; Cypriniformes; Danionidae
Product: gastrula zinc finger protein XlCGF8.2DB-like
Exons: 2
Coding region: 58-996 (312 amino acids)
Biological process (GO): central nervous system development; regulation of transcription by RNA polymerase II
Cellular component (GO): nucleus
Molecular function (GO): DNA-binding transcription factor activity, RNA polymerase II-specific; RNA polymerase II cis-regulatory region sequence-specific DNA binding
Source: RefSeq, a predicted model, not a curated record